GUUGCAAAUUGGGCGUCGAUAGAUUUACUAUUAUAACACCUGAUUUCUGUCUAAUCAGCACUAUUAUCGAUAAGCCUGGAUGAUUGAGCCUCAAGUAAAAUGGUAUGUAGGUAAUUGAUCACCCAAUGAGAUUCUAACAAUAAUAUGGAGUAUAGAUACAACAAAAGAUAACAGUUAUAUACAUACGUUAAUCUAAGGAUCUAGCGCAUAUUUAUGUACACAGGAUUAAGGUCAAUUAUUCUCAUUUAUUUACAUUGAACAGUUCAAUAGAAGAUUGGAUGUGGCUUGUUUGGAUGUGGCUUGUUUUGAUCUCGUGUCGUACGAUACGGUACGGUAGCCAUAAUAAAGUUAUUAGUCUCACCUGAAAUAAACAAAUACUGGAAGUAGAACGGGUUCGAUAUUUUAUAGUAAUGUUCACUGAUUGAAUUUGUGUUGAAUAUUGGCUAGAUCAAUGUCUACAGUAGCUUUAGUGAGAUGUGAACAGUGUGCCUAUAGUGAUAAAUAUAUACAAUGUUAAUGUACAACUAACAUGAAUCACAGGCAAUUAAUUUCAUCAAUGGAAGACGAAAUAGGGUGUUAUGACUCUCCAUGUAGUUCAGAUGUAACCGAAGAUUCAACUUCCAUUUUAAGUGGCACAAACUUGUCUAAUAAUAACAAAAAAUUAUUAUGUUGGGGCUGUAGUGAAUUUGGACAAAGUGGCCAUGGUUUGGUGGAAAGUAUAUCAUUUGAAAAGAGUCAUCUUCAAAAUAGUUGCUUGGGUCGGAUAAAAUUCAUGGAUUGUGGAUCUAGUCAUACAGUAAUAGUAACAGAUGAAAACAAAAUCUAUUCCUGGGGUAACAACAGCAGUGGACAGAGUCUGUGGAAUGAAUGGGAUUUUGGAAGAUUUCUUUGUUAACAGAUGAGGAUCAUAAUUACUUCUUUGACCGUAUUUGGUUUUUGCUGAGGUCUAAAGCCUAUGAUGAAUGUGUUUUUAUUAUGAUUUACAGAUACGAGUAUUAGGAACGGGGAAUACUGAAACUUCUUUAAGACCAGUUCAAAUUCGUUUUGAGAUGGAUUAUAAUAUUGCUGGUAUUACAUGUGGCGGUAGACACACAAUGGUAUGGUUAGAUAAUGGACAUGUUUAUAGUUUUGGUAAUAAUUUCUAUGCUCAACUGGGAUAUGAUUUCAAUGAUGAACUGUACAAAGAAAACCAGUUGUCUCCACAUCAUAUGAAGUUUUCAUCCCAUCGUCCAGUACAGCAAAUCACAUGUGGUGAUAAACAUUCUUUAUUUUUAUUUCAAGAUGGUUCUUUAGCUGCUGUUGGAAGUAACCUCAAUGGUCAGAUUGGGUCAGGUGACAAUAUGGAAGCUGUCAUACCAAAACAAGUCGACUUAAGUGAACCAAUCAAAUCAAUAGCGUCAGGUGCCAAUCAUAACUUAGCUAUAACAAAUACUGGCCAUGUCUAUAUGUGGGGCUAUGCAAAAGCUUGUGGGCAAAGAAGAAAUGAUAUUUUGGUACCUGAAAGGGUACCUAUUAGACAUUCUGUGGUGAAAGUUGCGUGUGGAACCAGUCAUUGUAUGGCACUUACAGCAAAUGGUAAUAUUUACACAUGGGGUUCAGGAACUGAUGGUCAGCUAGGUCAUCCAAAGUUGCUGUUUUUGCCUUUUCCAAAGAAACUGAAAACUCCACAGCUUUAUCACAACACGUCUGUUAUAUCUUGUGGAGAAAGUUUUAGUGCUGCCAUUUCAAGCAGUGGACAGUUAUUUAUGUGGGGUAAAAAUAGUGAUACAGUUGAUCCAAGUCAAAAGCCAUCUUAUAAACAAUUAACACCAUCAUGCAUGAAUACUGAUAUCGUAGAACACGUCUCUGAUAUUAAAUGUGGAGGAUGGCAUGCUGUAGCAUUAACAGGAAUGCCAGAUCUUCAUAUAAUAAAUGACAGUGUCAGUGACACAUCAAGCGAUAGUGACAGAGACAGUGAUGAUGACAUUACAACUCAUGUCACAAAACAUACAGUAAAUGGCAAUAGCGAAGCAACAACCCAGAAUAAAUUUGAUAAUGUUUUGAUUAGUAAAGAAAAGGCUAAUGUGGAAAACUUCAACCAGAUACCUCCAGUUACUUUUCUGCAGCCUAGACCACCUAAAAGACAAUACACUAAACAAACAAUUGGUGAAUUUUAUGCAUCAUCAACAGAUAGUCAUUUAAUAAAUAAAUGUGUGGUGGAACAGAGUACUCCAAGAAAUAGUUCCCUACCUAAUAACCACAAGCCACCACCUUACGAAGUGAAUCAGCUAUCGUUGAACAACAGUGCCAGUUCGCAUGAACCAGUUCAUUCAGAGAAAGUGAUAUCUAAAAAUAUUUCCAAAGAUCAAAGAUCACAGAAUUUAGAUACCAGACAUCUUGACCCAAAUCCAAACCCAUCUUUAAAAUCUGUUAGUCAGAGAAAAAACAAUAGUUUCAGGAAUUCAAAUAAAACCAAUGCCAGAGUCAGUAACAGACAGUCCUUACUGCCAGGUUCCAGCAAUUCCAGAAAUGUUCAUGCUCAGACAACAGAUCAUGUUAUUAAUUCUCCUUCAAUGCCCAAUGUCAAAAGAGAGAACAAGAUAGACCAUUCCCAUAAUACUGUAAAACUUAAACAAGAACAGAUAUUAUGCAGUAGUACCAAAGAUACACAAAUACAAACUCAUAAACAAUUGUUUGAAAAUAUAUUAGCACCUGAACAAAAUAAUAAUAGUGGUACAUAUAUCGGAAAAAAAAUUAAUAAAGAAAAGUCAUCAAAUGUUUUGCUACCAGGGGCAUCUCAAUCAACUGUCACAGCUGAUAUAGUUUUGCAGUCAACACCUCACAUUGCUGAUGAUGUUUUACCUAAAAACAAACCAAAGACAAAGAUCUCAAUGGAUUUUAUCCCACAAAAAACACCUGAAAAACUAACAACAAGUUAUACAUUUUAUAGAGAAAAAUCCAUAGUUUCACCCAGAGAACUCAAUAUUAUGGAUGUUGAGGACAUUCAUGUGAAGAGAUCUGUUAACCGCCUCCUUCAACCAAAGUACAGUCAAUCUGCCUCCAGUAUUACCAAUGAGAACCGAAAAGAGUUAGAUAAUCUUCUUAGUUCCAUUCUACCUAGACAUUUAAAAUCAGAGCAGGAUAUUAAUAUUGUAAAUUUACCCCGUUCUAAACCAAAUUCUAACAUUCUUACAAGAAAACCUCCGAAAAUUCAUAGACAGCGGACAGUUCCAGGACCUAAUGACUCAAACGUCACCAGAGAUAACAGAAAGGCCCCGUUGGAUGAUGGGUGGUGUUUCCCUGUUGCAUCACCACCAGCCAGAAGAAACAUUUCUCCAGCACCAGCCCUGACUGCCGAACAUCGAACGUUCAAACCCGUCUUUUCUAGUGCUUCAUCAUGGCGUCGACGGGGCGACACCACACUUCUGCUCGGUAAAAUAGGUGCAGAUUUUAGUGGAGGAUCUGACAGCAAAGUCUCGACGCAAGCUUCUGACACCCGCUUGAUAUUUCCUUCCUCUGAUAACGAAACCUUAAAAUUUUCCGGUGAUCUCCAUAAAUGUCAAAAUAACAAUGUUCGAAAGAAAUCAUUGUCGGCAAAUUAUAACAGAAUGACACAUCCACGCAAACCAUUACAAAGAAAAUUGAGUAGCUAGCAUAAUGUGUGAUUCAUAAAAUCAUUUUUCUUAGGACACCUAAUACUAAUUUACUGUGAUACUAAUAGUGUAUAUGUUGCUCAAAUAACCUUUACAAAAUCUUAUGUCUUUAUGACUUUUAUUUUUUUGGAAAAAAAACCAUAAAGAAAUGCGA
Patella vulgata (common limpet) is the source of this 3786-nucleotide messenger RNA. Its product is annotated as X-linked retinitis pigmentosa GTPase regulator. The transcript has 15 exons. The coding region runs from base 963 to 3632 and encodes 889 amino acids. The record is from RefSeq and is a predicted model, not a curated record. Gene Ontology annotation, cellular component: cytoplasm. Lineage: Eukaryota; Metazoa; Mollusca; Gastropoda; Patellidae. Gene Ontology annotation, molecular function: guanyl-nucleotide exchange factor activity.